AUGCAAAACUUUAAAUUUAAACAUACUCAUUGUGUAACUUUCAACACAAGUGACCGACCGAUAAGGUUCAAAUGCUUCAUACAGAACACCAUCCUAGAUGUUUUAAGGAACCGUGGAUGGCAAGAAGUUAUUGGUGAAGGGGAGUGGGAUUUCUACUGGUGCGAUGUUGGCUGGAUGAAGGAGUACUUCGAUCACUUCUUCCUUGAAGAACAAACAAAGAUAUGUCACUUUAGAAACCAUUACGAAUUGACAAGAAAGAACCUGAUGGUCAAGAAUUUGAAAAGGUAUAGAAAGCAGAUUGAGAAAGAGUUCGGAAAAGUGGAAGCACAGAAGUGUGAUUUCUUUCCCAUGACAUUCGAACUCCCUACAGAGUACCACAUGUUCGUAGAGGAGUUCAAAAAAUCACCAGGUCAGAUCUGGAUCAUGAAACCAGUGGCCAAAUCGCAAGGAAAGGGAAUAUUUCUAUUCAGAAAGUUGAAAGAUAUUGUCGAUUGGAAAAAGACAUCAGUUGACUACAGCCCCCCCGUCAAGGAGCCAGUCGAGGCCUACGUGGUCCAGCGUUACAUCGACGAUCCCUAUCUCAUUGGCGGCAAGAAGUUUGACCUCAGGAUAUACGUCCUAGUAACUUCGUACACACCCUUGAAGGUCUGGCUGUAUAGAGAAGGAUUUGCCAGAUUAUCUAACACCAGAUUUUCGUUGGACUCUAUUACGGACACGUAUAUCCACUUAACCAACGUAGCAGUGCAAAAAACAGCGCCCGACUACGAUAGCGAGAAGGGUUCCAAAUGGUCCGUACAAAAACUCCGACUGUUCAUGACCUUCAAAUAUGGCAAGGAGAAGACGAACGAAUGCUUUCACAUGAUGGACAACAUGAUCAUACACAGCCUUCUCAGCGUGCAGAAGGUCAUGGUCCAAGAUAAGCACUGCUUCGAAUUGUACGGAUAUGACAUCUUACUUGAUGUCAAUCUCAAACCAUGGCUGCUUGAAAUAAAUGCCAGCCCUUCGUUACAGGCCAGCAAUCAAGAGGAUUAUGAUCUGAAGUUUCGCAUGCUGGAUGACGUUCUUAAUGUCAUUGACCUUGAAAAUAGAUUGACCGGAAACGAACGGAACGUAGGCGGAUUCGAUAUGAUGUGGAACGACGGACCCAUCUACGCUGAAUCAUCACUUGCUCCGGAACCACAGCAACUUUAUUUCAAUUCAUUCCCUGGUUUAAUUGAUUGGUUGAUCCAUUGGUUGAUUGGUUGGUUGAUUAAUUGA
Molecule: messenger RNA, 1257 nt
Organism: Helobdella robusta
Lineage: Eukaryota; Metazoa; Annelida; Clitellata; Rhynchobdellida; Glossiphoniidae
Exons: 11
Coding region: 1-1257 (418 amino acids)
Biological process (GO): microtubule cytoskeleton organization; protein polyglutamylation
Cellular component (GO): cilium
Molecular function (GO): tubulin-glutamic acid ligase activity; tubulin binding
Source: RefSeq, a predicted model, not a curated record